UCCAGACGAGAGUCGUGGCGGGUUUCGCUAGGUGGCGCCAGCGCGGAAACAGACACGUGUGUGCCAGUCUGAGGGCAUAAACAGCACGGCAGGAGCGAAAGAGAAGCGGAUUGCUCCCCCGUUUUGCGGUUGCUGUAGAAAAAUCUCGUUUAUGUGAUUAUUUUGUUUAACACGUUCGUUCUGUGACCCCCGAGGUCUGGUUUCAGCAUCUCCGCUGCCCCGAUUAUAUAAAAAAAAAAAUAACUGAACAUUACAGGCAGUGCUGGAUAAAGAAAGAGGACCCGGGGGUUCCCAGUUAGACCAGAACAGAACAGCUUCCGUUCAUAACGCUGCGUUUCCAGAAGAAAAGGAGGAAUGAGACGCGCCUGUGAAACGAAAGAGAUGGACAUCUGCAGCUCCUCCGCGUCUCUCCUGCAAGAGGAGCUCGCCUCCGCUAUCGAGCCCGCGGUGAAAGCGGCUGUGCUGAGCGUCAUGUCUGCCUUAGCAAAGUUCGUGGACAGCAAGUGCGCGGUUUUCCACCUCAGACUGGACGAGAGAGACCAUGAAUUUGAAAGCGUGCGAUUGCGCUUGGAGAUAGCGGAGAGCGAGUUGAAAGCAAUACGGGAAGGAGAAUGCAUGAACGCCGCCGAUCAGAUCUUUGCACACCCUCUCACAAACACUAAAACACAAAACUCCGGCAGCGACAGUAUUAUUGCUCACGGCCUGCCAGCCCCCCCUGCACGGGUUUGCUCCACUGCACCGGUCCAGCCAGUCCGGGACCCGGUGCCUGCAGUCCACACCGCACCGAAAAACUCCCGGGUUAUAAUCUGUCCAGAACUGCUUGUUCAAGGUGGUGACUGUGAACAGAUGGGUCACGCAAGCGCAGCGGCAUGGAGAACAGUGGAAGGUCCUGCAGAGAGAGAUGCUCUUCUUCACGCCGAGGAAGGGUCGAAGGCAGAAUCAGUUCCCAUUCAAGAGGAGCUCUUUGACCAGGAAUGGUACAGGAGUCCAAAGCGGGCUACAGAGCUGACAUCUAUUGAAGGGAAGGAGGAGAAACCUGGACUAGAUCCUGUCCAUAUUAAAAAGGAGAACCCUGAACUGAAUCCUCUCUGCAUUAAUGAAGAGAUCCCUGGAAUCGAGUCGAUCAUCAUUAAACAGGAGGUCGUUGAACUUGAAUCUGACCCCGUUGAAGAGGGGGGUUCUGACCACUUCUGUAGACCCCAACAGAUUCACGCUGGACAGAAACUGCAUUGCUGUACAGAAUGCAGGAGGAGUUUCAAUACGUUUGCAGAGCUGACAAGCCACCUGCGCAUUCACUCAGAGAGGAAACAGUAUCGCUGCUCUGAAUGUGGCAAAAGUUACAAAUAUUCAAACCACCUUAAAACACACCAGCGGACACACACAGGAGAAAAGCCCUUUUGCUGCAGUGAAUGUGGUAAGCGAUUUAUUUCAUCAGAACAGUUGAAAAGACACCAGCGAAGUCACACAGGAGAAAAACCGUAUCACUGUACACAGUGUGGGAAGAGUUUUACUCAGUUUGGAAACUUGAAAUUGCACAAGCGAAUUCACACAGGAGAGAAACCGUAUUGCUGCUCUGAAUGCGGGAAGUGUUUCACACAGCUGCAGCACCUCAAAACUCACCAGCGAAUUCACACAGUGAAGAAAUUGUACUGAAAAAAAAAAAAAAAAAAAACCUUUUUAAAACAAAUUCAAAGGCUUUAAGCGGCAGUGUUUUGAUUUUGCAUGGAUAUUUUCUUUUUAAGACACAAUGGACCAAUUUUUUAUUAAUUGAUCCCCAGCCUUCAUCCAUGUAACUCACAGUCGCUCGCUUCAAAUCAACUCUCAAGACCCACGUGUUCUCUCUUGCAUACAGUACUCUUUAAGCCUGAUAUGUUAUCAGCUGUUGUCUUAAAUUCAGGGUUUGCGCGCCAUCCUAAUACCUUAAAUCCUGUUCAUGCAUCUAAAACGUUUAGAAUUCACAUCCUAGCCUUGUAUGUAAUGUAUUUGAAUUUUUUCGAACUGUUUGUAUUGAAUGCGUUAUGCCCUGUAUUACACUGUCUUUAAUGUAUUAUGCAUUGUUCCUCACUAUCAGAGUUGCCAGGUUCGCGGUUUUUCCGCGGAAUUGGGCUACUUUAAAAACCCAGCCACGAAAUAUUAAGGAGUUGUGGGUUGUUAAUGUAAUUAGAUUAGUGGUAUAACUUUAAAAGAUUGAAACUGUUUUCAUGUUUUCGAUAUUGUUUGGGAUACAGUGUCAGCAUUAGUAUUUCGAUAAAGGGAUCGCGCUGUAAUUUGGUUGCUGGUAUGAAUGUUGAUUUGUCCCUUCAGAGCUUCGGUACGCAUUUGUUGACAGUGGCGUGUGGAUGAGCUGUACUGGGGCUUGUAUUUUCUGUCACAUUUAUAUAGGGUAUCUUUUCUUGCAAAAGCUUUUUUUUAUGCAUAGGCUUGUGUGUUAAUAAUAAGCUUGCUUUGAGUUAAAAUCAAUUAA
This is a messenger RNA of Polyodon spathula (Mississippi paddlefish), 2464 nucleotides long. RefSeq names its product zinc finger protein 135-like. Gene Ontology annotation, molecular function: DNA-binding transcription factor activity, RNA polymerase II-specific; RNA polymerase II cis-regulatory region sequence-specific DNA binding. The record is from RefSeq and is a predicted model, not a curated record. The coding region runs from base 355 to 1653 and encodes 432 amino acids. NCBI's taxonomy places the organism in Eukaryota, Metazoa, Chordata, Actinopteri, Acipenseriformes, Polyodontidae. The transcript is spliced from 2 exons. Gene Ontology annotation, biological process: regulation of transcription by RNA polymerase II. Gene Ontology annotation, cellular component: nucleus.